Messenger RNA from Formica exsecta, 765 nucleotides. RefSeq names its product NPC intracellular cholesterol transporter 2 homolog a-like. Bases 133 to 600 code for a protein of 155 amino acids. The record is from RefSeq and is a predicted model, not a curated record. Gene Ontology annotation, molecular function: sterol binding. NCBI's taxonomy places the organism in Eukaryota, Metazoa, Arthropoda, Insecta, Hymenoptera, Formicidae. The transcript is spliced from 5 exons. Gene Ontology annotation, biological process: intracellular cholesterol transport.
CAGAUCAGAGGCGCUGGAUAUCGUCGGGGGAUGUGGCGCGCUUUGCAACGCUUUAUAGCUGUUUACAGCGAUGCGAAGGCGUUAAUAGGCGCGCGGAAGUCGUACAAGUAACAGCGUAGACAUACAAGCAACAUGAGACAAUCGAUCAGCGUCGUGUUUGCGCUUUUAUGCGUUUUGUGCUAUUCUGCGUCUUGUCUCGCCGUCAAGUUCUCGAAUUGUGGUUCAACAUUGGGCACAUUUACGAAUGUAUCGGUCUCAGGAUGUCAAGCGUCGGAUGAAAAAUGUGCUUUAGUGCGCGGUACUAACGCAUCAAUAUCUAUUAACUUCAUACCGAACAAGAACAUCACGCAAGUCUACGUACGUGUAUAUGGCAUAUUGCUUGACAUUCCAAUACCUUUUCCUUUUGAUAAACCUGAUGUAUGCAAGGAUCUUAAUGAUGGAGUCGCUUGUCCUCUGCACAAGGAUCAAGAGUAUCAUUACACAACUUCAUUGCUUGUGCAGAAAAAAUUCCCUUCGGUGAAUGUGAAUAUUAAAUGGGAGCUCGUGGACGAGGAUGGAAAAAAUAUAGUAUGCAUUGAAUUUCCAGCCAAAGUUAAGUAAGUCAAAGAACUCACAAUUCUAAAUUAAAAAAUUAAAGAAAUUACUUUACUAAAGUGAGUUUGUGCCAAUUCCAAAAUAAAAAAUAUAUCGAUAUAUUAUUUAAACUUAAAUAUUAUAAAUAUGUUAAAAUGCAUUUGUAAGGAAAAUAAAUAAAGCAUAACAAAA